AUGAAGUUGUUAGAAUUUACUGCCGUGAUAUCUUCACUGGUUGUCCUUGCUCAAGCUGGCAAUGGCAAUAGCAACGGUCAUGGGAAAGCGAAAACCUGCACAAUACCCUCAAAAUACAAAUCCUCAAAUGGAACAGCCGAUGACUCACCAGCAGUAGCUGCCGCAUUUGUCAAGUGCUCCUCAAACUCAAUUAUUGAGUUCAAGAAAGGUGUCGAUUACAACAUCUUCAGCCCAAUCUCCGCAAAGAACUUGUCAAAUGUGAUUAUUCGUCAAGAGGGCAAUCUUCAUCUUCCCCAAAACAUCACCUAUAUCCAAAAUCUUGUCACAACCUCCAAUGCACUUACAUAUACCACCGCUUUAUACUGGUUUGCAUUUGCCGGUCCCAAGAUUCAGUAUGAAGGAUCAAAAGACAUUACGACAGGGUGGAUAAACUCGUAUGGCCAAGCAUGGUGGGACGCGAAUCCCGUCAAUGGAACUGGUCUUGCCAAUCGACCACAUCUUUUUCAACUGAACACUACAAACGGCGGUAUGAACUAUUUCAAAUCGCGCAAGCCAAUAGCAUGGAAUGUUCAACUUCUGGGAAGUAAUAUCCGAGUCAAAAAUAGCAUCAUUGAUUCCUUCUCUACGGGCACCGGUUUUCCAUUCAAUACCGAUGGAUUUGGUGUCACGGCUACAAACGUUCACAUUUCUGAUUCUAUCAUAUACAAUGGAGAUGAUGCAUGUGCUGUUCAAUCUGGUUCUCACAACGUUCUUUUUGAGAAAGCAACGAUCGGGUAUCAAUCUCAUGGCCUGUCCAUUGGCUCUCUUGGGCAAAAUCAAGCUUCAUUCGCCAACGUAUCAAACAUCCAUUUCCGUGAUAUAACAGUUGUGGAUGCAGUCUACGCUGCCCGAUUCAAGAGUUGGAUUGGAGGUCAAGGAAUCGCAAAAAAUAUCACAUGGGAAGAUAUCCGCGUGUACAAUGUUUCAUUCCCGAUUUUUGUCACCCAAACCUACUACAAUCAAGGGUCUAACGCGACUCAGCUCGAACCUGGACAGAUCAGUGGACGCCCGAACAACGCGAGUGUCAAUAUGGAGGAUUUCACGUGGAAAAACUUUCGAGGAACAAUUAAUACCUUUGAGCCUGGGGAUGGUACUUGUGUUUCAGACCCAUGCUGGUACGAUGCCGGAUUGCCAAAUUUGCAGCAGACAGAAACCAUUAUCAUCGAGUGCAAUACCGAGAGUUCUUGCAAGAACUUCAGUUUGGAGAAUAUUGAGAUCUAUCCACAGGAUUAUAGAAACCCAACAGUGAUCUGCAUCAAUGCUACGAGUACGCUGAAUCCAGAUCUGGGAUUCAAUUGUGCCAAUGGAACGUUUGUUCCUUUGAGUUGA
Molecule: messenger RNA, 1368 nt
Organism: Botrytis deweyae
Lineage: Eukaryota; Fungi; Ascomycota; Leotiomycetes; Helotiales; Sclerotiniaceae
Exons: 1
Coding region: 1-1368 (455 amino acids)
Biological process (GO): carbohydrate metabolic process
Molecular function (GO): polygalacturonase activity
Source: RefSeq, a predicted model, not a curated record